Molecule: messenger RNA, 1125 nt
Organism: Dichotomopilus funicola
Lineage: Eukaryota; Fungi; Ascomycota; Sordariomycetes; Sordariales; Chaetomiaceae
Exons: 1
Coding region: 1-1125 (374 amino acids)
Molecular function (GO): oxidoreductase activity, acting on NAD(P)H; NADPH binding
Source: RefSeq, a predicted model, not a curated record
AUGGCCGCCAACUCAAAAACCAUGAAAGCCAUCCUCAUCUCUGCCUUCGGCCCUCCCGAGAACCUCAUCAUCAAGGACGAUAUCCCGAUCCCCGAGCCCACCGCCCCGGGUACCAUCCGCAUCCGAAUCCGCGCCUUCGGCAUCAACCACGCCGAGAUGCACAUGCGCCGCGGCGAGUGGGCCGAGUCCGUCCCCAUCAGCGGCAUCGAGUGCGUCGGCACCGUCGACGCCUGGGGCCCGCCCUCCCCGGCAAACACAGACACAGACACAUCCCUACCCACCCUCUUCCCCAUCGGCCUCCCCGUCGCAGCCGUCAUGGGAGGUCUCGGCCGCACCAUCCCCGGCAGCUACGCGCAGUACACGGUGGUCCGGCAGGAAAACGUCGUCCCGCUGGUCUCGCCUGCAGCGUUCACCGCGAGCUCUACCAGUUCAUCAUCGCCUAACAAUAACAUCCCACCGCCUCUCCCCUGGGCCGAACUCGCCGCCCUGCCUGAGUCCUACAGCACAGCAUGGACCUGUCUGUUCCGUAACCUGGCGCUGGAGCGCGGCCACAGACUUCUCAUCCGUGGCGCCACGUCGGCGUUUGGUCGCGCCGCUGUUAACCUGGCUGUUGCCGCGGGGGCUAUCGUGACGGGCACGACGCGGAGUGAAGGGAAGUUCGCGGCGCUCCGGGCGCUGGGCGUGGCGGAGGUGUUGCUGGAAGCGCCUGGGUUGCCGGAAAGGUUGCUGGGGGAGGGGAACGAUGAGAAGGUGACCGAAAAGAAAUUUGACCGGGUGUUGGAGCUCGUGGGCAACAGCACGAUUGUCGAGUCGUUGAAGCUGGUGAAGCGAGACGGUCGGGUGUGUUUGGCCGGGUGGUUGGGCGGGCUGGAGCCGAUUGCCGAGUUCAACCCGCUGCUGCAGAUGGCCAGCGGCGUGCACUUUAACUUCUUUGGAAGCUUUGUGUUUGGGACGCCUGAGUUCCCGCUGUCGGAUGUGCCGCUGGGUGAAGUGGUGCAGGCCGUGGCAGAGGGCAAGUUUGACGCGAAACCGUUCAAGGUGUUUGCGUUUGAUGAGAUCCGAGAGGCACAUCGGUAUAUGGAGGAGGGCCGGGCUGGUGGGAAGAUGGUGGUUGUCGUUGACUAG